Messenger RNA from Oldenlandia corymbosa var. corymbosa, 1509 nucleotides. Lineage: Eukaryota; Viridiplantae; Streptophyta; Magnoliopsida; Gentianales; Rubiaceae. The record is from the annotation of a GenBank genome assembly.
AAGGUUUGACACGCAUCGGAUGCGAGUUCUCAAAUGGACCACCUACUUUAAUCCAGCGCAUGAAAGUUCCAUUGUUCCAAUUUGGGUUUUUUUUGAAGGUCUCCACAUCCAUGGCUUCAACGAGGCAUAUCUAUGAAAACUUGCAAGCAUCAUCGGAACACCUCUUCAAAUAGAUGUUCCGACUCUCAAUAUGUCGAGACCAUCAGUGGCACGAGUUUGUGCCGAGCUAGAUCUCCUAUUCGCAUCAGACUAGGAAUUAAAGGUAACUCUUACUUUCAAUCAGUUUUUUAUGAGAACAUGCCUCAGUAUUGCGUAGAAUGUAAGAAGAUAGGGCAUGAUAUCCACUCCUGUCGUCACAACACAACCAUAUCAUUAUCACAAAAGGUAGAUUCGUGGCAUCUAAAACAACAACCAAAACAACAAUCAAAGACGUUGGACAAACCACGCCGAUCGGCGACUCAAUCUGUGGAAAAGAAUAAUCAACACACUCUUGAUGUUAUGCCGCCGCUGCUUCAAACUGUGGCUGCAGCAACCGCUGAUGCUGCUCCAAUAAAUGCGGAAGGCAAAUCAUCUCAUCAACAGCAAUCAACAAUGGUAAUCGCUGCUGUUGCAUCUCCGAUUGCUGCACCAACGGAAGCCAACAAUAGAGGUAUUAUUUCCACGCAGGAAUUAGGCCAUCAUUCAGAGAAUAUGGAUAGCCGGCUGGAGCUUCCGGUGACAACUGAAAGACAGGCAACUCCGACUCGGCAGCCAUCUCAGCGGAGCCCCGCACCUAUUGCGAUGAUCGUGACUUCUGCGCCUAUUGCGGAUAUUGAAAAAUCUCCGCUGGAGGAAACCACGCAAUCUUCAUCGUCGGAAGGAAAUAAGCAGUCAGACUCAGGAAAAACUCCAUCGCCGGCAAAGGAAAUCCAACGUGAUCAGUGUUCCGUUACUUCCGCAUCUUCAGCGCAAUCAACAUGUGCUGCCCGUCAAACCCUUAAUGCGCAAUCAUCUCCGCUACCCGAUGUUGCUGCUGCGACAUUAAACCAUCACGCUGCUGCGACAACCUCAUCGCCGGAGGAAGAAAUCCGGUGUGAAUCACCGGUGAAAAUCCCACCGAAUUCACGGCCUCAACGGAAUCCCGUGCCUUCUGCGACUCCAACGCAAUCAUCUCACUCAGCGCAAUCUGCACAGUCAACGCAACAGAAUCUUUUGAAUUUUAAUGAGGAUAAAGUGCGCAAUCCUCUCUCCCCAUCUGACCAGGAUAUUUCAAUUUCAAAAGAAGAGGAGUUAAAGUCAAACUCUGCAAAAUCCCCUCCAUCAGAAAAGGAAGGAACUUCUUCUAAAGAUAGCUCCAAUAAUAGCAUUACAAAAACGUUAAAUCCAGCUGCUGCCGAAUUUUCGAGUCCAUAUCCAGUGCACCCGGGUGUAACAAGUUGGAUAACUAGUACAAUGAUCCUGGAUAACCAUUAUAAACGGUCGGAUAUUGCUAGAUAUUGGCUGGAUAACCAGUACAAAAGUCCUGGAUAA